Octopus sinensis (East Asian common octopus) is the source of this 1960-nucleotide messenger RNA. RefSeq names its product zinc finger protein 239-like. The record is from RefSeq and is a predicted model, not a curated record. Lineage: Eukaryota; Metazoa; Mollusca; Cephalopoda; Octopoda; Octopodidae. Gene Ontology annotation, molecular function: RNA polymerase II cis-regulatory region sequence-specific DNA binding; DNA-binding transcription factor activity. Bases 308 to 1237 code for a protein of 309 amino acids. Gene Ontology annotation, biological process: regulation of transcription by RNA polymerase II. The transcript has a single exon.
UAAGAGCAUUAGAUUCCUCGGAAAAAGGAUGUGUAUAAUACCUGUAUAGAACAUAGUCGACCUCAAGCAGUCUACAGGUAAGAAAAUACCAUGUCUAAAUCGCAUAUUUUCUACAUACAUAAAUAAAAAAACUCGUGAUAUUUACGGUAAGAAGCUGAACUAUCAUACAUUAUUUAUAAACAGACAUUUCUCAGCCUUUUAAGAAUUACUAUGGAAGACGUUAAAUGUUUGGACACUUUUAACAUAACUGUUUUUAACGAUAUAGACUCGGUUACUGAGACAGACAGAGAUGAGAAACCUUUAUUGAAUGAAACAACAGUUCCUGAUCAAAGAUCGAUCCAGAGAAAUAUUCCUGAACAUUACUGUGAGAUCUGUCGGAAAACGUUCUCGUCCGAACACGAAGUUUUCACCCACAAGAACACAUCAUAGAAAGACACCCCACAACUACGGAGUGUAUGGUAAAUAUUUUGUCUUUAACAGUAAAUUGACAACACAGAGAAGAACUGGAGACAAACCAUUUCAUUGUGAUAUCUGCGGAAAAUCUUUUGUGUCUUUUAAUAAAUUAACCAGGCACAAACGGAUACAUACGAGGGAAAAAAGCCAUCAAUGCGAAAUCUGUGGUAAAUAUUUCUCUCUUAGUUCUUGCCUUGUUCUUCAUAAACGAACUCACACAGGGGAAAAACCUUACCGUUGCAACACCUGUGGCAAAUCGUUCUCAGGUAAAUUUAGCCUCGUCGUUCAUUCUAGAAUCCAUGCGGAAGAAAAACGUUUCCGAUGUGAUUUGUGCGGAAAAGCUUUCACUCAGAAUUCUCACCUUGUCGUUCAUAAAUCCAUCCAUACCGGAGAGAAACCCUUCCUCUGUGAUAUCUGCGGGAAAUCUUUCGUGUCGAACAAUAAGCUGACGAGGCAUACGAGGGUCCACACGGGAGAAAGGCCUUAUCAUUGUCAGAUCUGUGGCAAGUCCUUUUCUGCGAGUUCUUGCCUUGUUCUUCAUAAACGAACUCAUACGGGGGAAAAACCAUUCCGUUGUGAAUUAUGCGGAAAGUCGUUCUCGGGUAAGUUCAGCCUUGUAGUUCACACCAGGAUUCAUGCCAGAGAAAAGCCAUUCCACUGCGGAAUCUGCGGAAAAUCCUUCUCUAGUAAUUCUCAUCUUGUCGUCCACAAACGGAUUCACACGGCGAGAAACCGUUCAGCUGUGAAAUCUGUGGAAAAGCUUUUAUCUCGAAUAAUAAAUUGACAAGACACGUGAGGGUCCACACCGGAGAAAAACCCUAUCAUUGUGAGAUUUGCGGAAAAUCCUUUUCCGUUAAUUCUUGCGUUAUCGUUCAUAAGAGACCCACACGGGGGAAAAAACCUUCCAUUGCCAGCUCUGUGGUAAAUCGUUCCUCACCAGCACCCAGUUAAAAACCCACAAGCAAUACACAACGGCGGAAAAGUGUUCCACUGCGAACAAUGUGGCAAAGUUUUUACUGAUAAUUCUCGUUUUGUAGUUCAUCAGAAAAUGCACGCAGGGGAAAAACCAUUCGACUGUGACACUUGUGGAAAGGCGUUCAUGCAGAAAUCUCAUCUUGUAGUUCACAAACUUAUCCACACGGGAGAGAAACCGUAUCGUUGUGAAACUUGUGGAAAGUCUUUUAUUACUAACGGUUACUUAACAAAACACAAACGUUCACACACAGGAGAAAAGCCAUUCGGGUGUGACACAUGUGGAAAGUUUUUUUCCACAAAUGGUAAUUUAAAGACACAUAAACGACUUCAUACUAGAGAGAAACCUUCCAAAUGUAAAAUCUGAGAAAGAAAUUCUCUUGCAAGUCUGAGCUUUUGGUCCAUCAACAUGUAAAUGUCGGUAAGAAUUUAGGAUCUUUUCACCUUACAAACUACAGAAUUUUCUCAAUAAAGCCAAGAGAAAAAGACGUUUUAUGUGACACAUUCUACCACUAUACGAAGUUUAAAAGUGUUU